This is a messenger RNA of Mytilinidion resinicola, 1038 nucleotides long. RefSeq lists its product as uncharacterized. The transcript has 2 exons. Lineage: Eukaryota; Fungi; Ascomycota; Dothideomycetes; Mytilinidiales; Mytilinidiaceae. The record is from RefSeq and is a predicted model, not a curated record. The coding region runs from base 6 to 824 and encodes 272 amino acids.
AGGACAUGAAGCUCGAAGCCGAUGAUGAUGAUCCGAAAGCCUUGCUGUUUGUCCUUCGUGCUAUUCAUUUGAAGUCUAUGGAGCUGCCCAAGCAGCUUACCUUCGAUGAGGUCGUCAAGGUCGCCGUUAUCUGUGCUAAGUAUGAUACCGUCGCGACGGUCAAUUGGAAGAUAUUCGUUCGCGAUCGGGUCGAUAACUUCGCCAAGGGAUAUGGGGUUUCCAAGGGAUUCAAGGAUGGAACGGACGCUCCGCUUGCGAACUGGUAUCUUGAACCGGGCAAAGAAGAAUGGGCGUACGUUGCUUGGACUUUCGGCUUCGCAUUCCAGUUCACCGAACUAGCUAAGCACCUUAUUCGGACUGGUCGUACAGAUAGCGAAGGCAAUCUGCUGAAUAGCAAGUCCCAACCGAUGAACGGGCACUUCCCUCCAGGAGUGAUCGACUUCGUGCUCCAGGCUCGCUCGGCAUCCAUGUCGCGCCUUCUUGGCGACACGUACUCCAUAUUCAAGCGCCUCCUCGCCUAUCCAACCGAGCAUUUAUGCGAAGCGGACAAGCAAAAAAUGGACCGCAUUUGUGGCAACUUCGCAACUUCGCUAACGAAGUUGGGGCUACCUAUGGAACGUCCCGAUGUAUCUGCCUUUCACAACAGCAUUGAAGAGCUCGUAGAACUGCUGAAGAAGAUGAGGUUCGACUCUCCUAGCGACCAACCAGACAUCAUCAAGGGCACGUUCUGGGACCAUAUUAUCGAACACCCCUUAGAGGACUUGCCUGACGCCGUUCCUGACGAGUUCCUCAAACACAUGUCCUCGCAGGCGGCUAAGUGGUAGAAGGCCUCAAACACAUUGCUUUCCAGGCGGCAAAGGGGAGCGUAUGCAGUCCUUGUCUGGGAUUUUCUUUGGGACUGAGAAUGGUAUUGCGGUGACUGCGCCCAAGACGGAUGUAUGGGUAUUCACAACUUUUCUAGUAGUGCUUGGGCACACCUAGUUGCAGUCUAAUUUUGAUGGCAUACAAUUAAUUUGGACGUGAAGUAUGUGAGAUAUU